This is a messenger RNA of Anopheles cruzii, 824 nucleotides long. RefSeq names its product farnesol dehydrogenase-like. Lineage: Eukaryota; Metazoa; Arthropoda; Insecta; Diptera; Culicidae. Bases 87 to 824 code for a protein of 245 amino acids. The record is from RefSeq and is a predicted model, not a curated record. The transcript has 2 exons. Gene Ontology annotation, molecular function: oxidoreductase activity.
AAUCUACCGGGAAGCAUUCAAUCGUUCAGGAACCGUUGUCCAGAUUGGACGCAUUUGAGUUUUUGUCAGUUCUAACAUUUUCCUCGAUGGAGCGUUGGAAUGGUCGAGUGGCCGUCGUGACCGGUGCCAGUUCCGGUAUUGGGGCAGCGAUCGCGAAGGAUCUCGCCAAAGCCGGAAUGAUUACCAUCGGCUUAGCACGGCGUGUUGAACGCGUCGAAGAGCUACGCAAGGAUCUGCCGGGUCCGGCGGCCAAAAGACUGCACGCCAUCAAGUGUGAUGUGUCGAACGAAGCGGACAUAGACACGGUUUUCAAGACUAUCGAGCAAAAGUUCGGUGGGUGUGAUGUGCUGAUCAACAAUGCAGGAAUCGUUCGAAGCACCAAUCUCCUGGACGUUGGAAAUACGGCAGACCUGAAGGCCGUGUUCGAUACCAACGUGACCGGGUUGGUACUGUGCAGUCAACGAGGGUACCAAUCAAUGGUCAAACGAUCGGUUGAUGGACACAUCGUCCACAUCAGUAGCGUCGCUGGCUUUAUCAUACCGAACUUUCCUAAGCUGAACGUUUAUCCCGCGUCCAAACACGCCGUCCGAGCCAUCACGGAAACGAUGCGCCAAGAGAUGAGAGAUGCUGGAAAGAAGAUCAAAGUUACGAGCAUCAGUCCGGGUGGAGUGAAAACAGAAAUUAUAGGGGGAGCCGAGCUGCCCCCAAAUAUGCCUCUGCUGGAAUCGGAAGAUAUUUCGCAAGCCGUCCUGUACACGCUGGGAACACCGCCUCACGUGCAAGUUCAUGAAAUUAUUAUCAAACCGAUCGGCGAGAUGCUGUAG